GACUGCCGAUAUCUCAUGGAUUUUGACUUAGAGGAACCUUGUUGAGCAAAACAAAAAUAACCUCAGCAAAGGGGGACUGAAAAAGGCUGCCUUCCUAAGUGUUGUAGGCAAAGUACAAAGAAAGUACACCAUUUAUAAGAAAUACCUGUAAACAUGGACCAGCACUCAUCCCUGUGUUCUUCUUGACAGCUUCCUCAUGCAUUUUAACUGGAAACUGGAUUGAAGCAAGCAGGGGAAAAAAAGAAACAAAACAGGGGUGAUCCUAGGCUUUUUAGAGCUAGGUUAUGACGCAAACGCAUAAAACGAGGCCCAAAUAACAGCGAAAACACACCCCGCUCCACAAAAAAAAGAGAGGCUUUUAAUUUGCUUUCGCUUUUCUCCCAUCAUGUGCCCAUGAAUCACCUUCACAGCCAGAGGCGCCUCAAACACACACGCUUGCGAGCCUCCGAGGCCAACGAGCUGUUUGUAGGACAAAACCAAACGGCAGCUGCAUUAAAAUGUCAAAAAAAGAUUUCAGAAAUAAAGUUCAACCCUCCCCAUCCUGACCGGGAGACCUCCCCAAGCCCCUCACCCGCCCCAGUAACCGCCACAGGGUCGACAGGCGCAGCUCGGGAGAAUAAAAGCGGUGGGGGCCGGCGGUUGGGGCCGUUACCCCAGUCUCCUCACGCAGGUGGGUGUGGGGGCGCCGGGAGCGGCCUCCGCUCGGGCGGGUCCUGUGAGGCGGCGCGGCCACCGGCGGGAGGCGGGCGCUCCGGUGCUUCGCAGGACCCGCCCGGCCCAGGCCCCUCCUCAGCGCCCUGGCUCGCUCGCAGCCUCAUCUCCCCUUCUUCUUCGCAGCGCCAUGCGGCUCUUCCCCUACGCCGUGGUGCUCUUGGGGGUCCUGCGCCAUGGCGGUGCCUCGGGUCUUCUUGAGCUGUCCUUGGGAAAAUUCAGAAAUGUGCUACUUAACCAGACCAAUCCAGUGGAAGCUGUAAUCAGGCACAUUGCAGGCAAUGUGACUGUUGUUAUUUUUCAAGUACAUGCCCAGAAAAACGAUGUGGUGAUAUCCUUUAAUAAGAAUCCAUCUGUGAACAGCUCAGGAACUGGAGUAGACAAAGGACUGGUUUCCAUCCUUCGACCUCAACAGACCGUAUGUACAUGGUACCUUCGGUCACUAGAUGCUAGCCAGGUGCUCAGCACAGCUAUCUCUAUUCCCUAUAUGGAGAAAGAUCCUAUUCCUGGAGGCUGCAAUCUAGAGUUUGACUUGGAAGUGGAUCCAAAUAUUUACCUGGACUAUACAGUGGUUGAUAUACACAUCAAGUUUGCACCUGCAAACUUGGGAUAUACCAGAGGAGCAAACCCACCAUCCUGCGAUUCAGGGACUGGUCAAAACUCCAGAUGGCGGCUGUGCUAUGAUGUCUACCAGUACUUCUUGCCAGAGAAUGAACUUUCUGAGAUGGUACUCAUGAACCACAUACAAAAGAUGUCAGAGGUGGAAAGUAUCAAAGCUAAUGGCAUUAAAAUGCUUACAUUGACAAAUGAUGACAAGACCAAUGUCUACUUUUCCUCACUUCCUGGACAAGGUGUGAUCUACAAUGUCAUAGUACGGGAUCCUAUUUGGAAUACGUCUGCUGCAUAUGUACCUGUGCAUACAUAUGCCUGUAGCUUUGCUGACCUAGUAGAUAACUGCUCUACCCUCAGCAAACUUUCUACCAAAGUAUUCUUCACUGCUCUUGCUGUUCUUGGUCUUUUCACUUGCUUUUUUGGACACAGAUUCUGGAAAACAGACUUAUUCUUCAUGGGUUUCAUAUUCUCAGGAUUCUUCUUCUUUGUAUUCAUUACGAGGGUAACUGGCCUUGGUUAUGAUGUGCGUCUUAUUUUGACAGCAGUAGCUGGAGUUAUUGGAGGUUUUUUCCUGGUUGCAAGCUGGUGGAGAUUUGGCUCUGUCCUGCUUGCUAUGUUCAUUAUUGGACUUGUGCUGGGAUUUCUCUUUUCAUCGACUGUCUUCUUUACUCCACUAGGAGACUACAGGGUCUUCCGUGAUGAUGUUGUGUUCUGGGUGACCUUUUCUUCUGUAGCUUUGAUGAUACCAGUGCUUUUUGUUGGCUGUCUGAGAAUUCUGAACAUACUGGCCUCUGGAAUAGUAGGCUCUUACACAGUGAUCCUAGCUAUUGCUUGCUACAUCUACACAAGUCUUGCUUAUAUCACCUUAAACCCGCUCAGAAGGGUCCUCAACGAUUACUUCAACAGAGCUUACACCAACGUGCCUUUUCAAACAAAUGACUUCAUUAUUCUGUCAGUGUGGACAAUGCUGGCCCUCAGUGGAGUAACUGUGCAGCUUCGCCGAGAGAGAAGUGAAGUGCCCUUUCCACCACACCCCUAUCUCACCUGGAAGCGGGAAAGAGAGCGCAGAAGCACCAAUGUCCUAGACCCCAGCCAUCAUAUCCCUCCCCUAAGAGAGAGGAUCCACAACAAGCUACUGCAUAUCAAAGAGUUUUUUCAGAAGGAGCAGCCAGCUGGGGAAAGAACUCCAUUACUUCUGUAACCUGCCAAAUAACUGAUGGGAACAGAGAGGAAGACUCUAGCAAUGGUGAGAUGAGUGAUCACUAUCAAGCCAGCCAGUGGUGCAGGAUUUACCACUGACAACUUGUCCUGCUUAAUAAGAAGAUCAUAUUUGCCCAACGUGGAAGAAAAGUUAUCUAUCCAGUACACUACGUGCCAUUUUGUGACUCUUUCUUCAAUGGCCUGCUCAGCCUGCUGUAACAUGCAUCUGUCUAGCUGUAGAAUCUUAUACUGAUGGUCAGGUACAGGCAUUUAUUUUGUGGUGAUCUAGUUUGAAGUUUUGAUAUGUGAAAUAUAAAACAGCCCUUGGAAAGCAACCUGUACAAUGCUGUGUCCUCCCUCACAGUGUGUAAACCACUGCUGAAAUGUUACCUGACUUGCUCCUGAAGGUGAGCAGUCUGACAAAUUGAGGGAUGAGAGAUAAGGACCAUACACAGGUGUAGUCCUUCUCGCAGGAGCAUCACCUUCUAACAUAGGUACAAAAUGUCUGGCUGCAGACAAUUGUUUCCAAGAAGUAUUACUGAACCUUGCAAGCUAAACUAAGUGACUUUAAUUUAAAUUGCACUGAAUUAACUGUUCUAAGUGUGCACACUGGGGCUUGGGAAGUGGACCUGAUCUGAGACAAGACUUUCUCCUUUGCUUUUGGAUGGUUCUGUAACAAAGCUGGUCGUCUGGUCUCUGUGCAGAGAUGACUGCUAAGAGAACACAAGUGGUUUCCCUUGUUUUCAUUCUGAACAGCCUGUGUCUUGUUUCUGCUCUGCUAUAAUAUAUUUUUUUGAUGGUGCUGUCAUAAAAGAAAAAACUAAAUAAGCUCUUUGUGUAGCAAAUGGCAGGUUUUUUCCUGGAAUUGUUUGAAACACUAUUUUUAUUUUUAAUCAAUUCAUCUUUUAAUUUUGCCUUUAAGGGGUGAAAACAGCAUCCAGCUAGCAAAAUAUUAACCAGGAUCCUUGCUGACUGAUUGCAUUCUGUACAGAUUUAGAUUGUAUCUGCCUGAAGUAGAAUGUAGUACAAAAAAAACAGAUAAGGGCCCACUCUUCUGUUCAGCAGAGGGUCAGAGUCUUGUGUGCUGGCUUUAUUCACUUCCUUAAAAACAAAACAGCCAUUUUCAACAUGCAAACUGGAGUGUUCUGGGUUUGACUCACAUAAGCGCGCAAGGAGCCUUGAGGCUGUCCCUGGUUUUACCUGCCUGUGUCCCUCAUGCCAAAUCCCAGUCUUCAGUGUUUACAUGGUGAUCUGUCAUGCAUUACAUGAUGGUUGAAGUCUUGUGUCCUGUACUUCGAUACAGGUUAUGGUGGCUCUUCCUUAUUCUUCUUGCUUGCUUUGUACCUUUAGUGUGGGCAGCAAAGUGCACAGUCCUUCCUGUCAGAAGGUGAAUGGCUGUUUUGCUACCUGAAUGGAACCACCAUGUGUCAAUACCCUACUGGUAGAAACUUAAGUUUUCAGCCACCACUUUCAAUUCUUGGUAGUAAGUAUGUAAGAAACAACUCUUUGUAAGGAAACUGGCAAAAGAACUUUAUUUGGGAACUUAAUUGAAACUUAAAACACGCUGGUAGUAGAAAGGAAUUGAUGAUUUUAAGAUGGCUCUGUUUACUGGCCAUUUCUCUUUAAGGUGUGAAAGCUUAAUGCAUAGUAUCUGAGGUGACUGAGCUCAUCUGAUAUUUAGAGAGACAAAUGCCAUGAUUGUUUGGAGCUGGAAUAUCUGUCUCAAACAGCAGAGCAAGGCUGAAAAUCUUGCAAUGUGGGUCUUGCUUCAGUGUGCUGUUGGGUGGCACACAGGAUAAAUGAGCAGCUCUUUCCCUGGCCUCUGGCAGACUGAUGCUCACUGACUGCCCUUACUGCACUGAUACUGAGCGUGUCUUUGCCGUGUUUGAUGGCAAGUAGCAAACACUUAUUGGAUAUACAAAUGCUCUAAAACAUGUUUACCUUGGGUUUUUUUAAUAACUGCUGUGAUUAACAUUGUGGAAGAAACAAGUUUAACUCUAAUUUUCUAUAUCUUUUAUAAUAAAGGUGUCUUUUGAAAGAA
Messenger RNA from Columba livia (rock pigeon), 4564 nucleotides. RefSeq names its product transmembrane 7 superfamily member 3 (gene TM7SF3). The record is from RefSeq and is a predicted model, not a curated record. The transcript is spliced from 12 exons. NCBI's taxonomy places the organism in Eukaryota, Metazoa, Chordata, Aves, Columbiformes, Columbidae. The coding region runs from base 842 to 2524 and encodes 560 amino acids. Gene Ontology annotation, biological process: negative regulation of programmed cell death. Gene Ontology annotation, cellular component: plasma membrane.